AUGGCUGGAAUACAAGUCGAGGCUGAUUUGGCUGCCCUCAGUUAUGUCAAACAGCAGGAGGAUGAGAAAAGCACCUCCGAACAUGACCAUGAACUUGAUGGCGUCCACGAUGGGUUGGAUUUCCCCACCGAGGAAGAACGAGCAACACUGCGCAGGAUAUCCGACACUAUCCCUUGGAAUGCGUAUCUAAUCGCUGUCGUAGAGUUGGCUGAGCGAUUUUCUUACUAUGGGUGCCAAGUAGUGUUCACCAACUUUAUUCAACAACCCUUACCAGAAGGCUCACACACUGGUGCGGGUUUUACGCAUGGUCAAUCUGGUGCUCUUGGACGUGGUCAGCGAGCGUCCACGGGACUCAACACUUUCUACCAGUUCUGGGUCUAUGUCACUCCAUUGUUUGGAGCCUAUAUUGCAGAUACAUACUGGGGACGGUACAAUACAGUCUGUUUUUCUGUCUUCGUCGCCCUGGUUGGUCAUAUCAUCCUUAUCGUGUCGGCCGUUCCUGGAGUCAUAGAAAAAGAGAGUGCAAUGGGCGCAUUUUCAGUUGCGUUGAUUGUGAUGGGAAUUGGAACGGGUUUCUUCAAGUCUAACAUCUCACCUUUGGUUGCAGAACAAUACAGACGUAAGAAACUUUUUGUGAUCACGACGAAGAGAGGAGAGCGUGUUAUCGUGGAUCCCGUUUACACUGUUUCAAGGAUCUACAUGUACUUUUAUCUCUUCAUUAACAUCGGUGCUCUUAUUGGACAGGUCGCAAUGACCUAUGCGGAGAAGUAUGUCGGUUUCUGGCUCGCCUUCACUCUUCCCACUGUCGUUUUCCUCCUUUGUCCUCUCGUACUGUGGUUCGGCAGGAACAGGUAUGUCCGGAGUCCACCCACCGGAUCUGUCCUCGGUACCACCAUGAAGCUCUGGCUGUAUGCGGCGAAGGGCCGAUGGAGCAUCAAUCCAAUAAAGACCUAUAAGAACAUGACCGCUCCGGAUUUCUGGGAGAACGUCAAACCGAGCAGACAGGACCCAGGAAAGAAACCGGCAUGGAUGAACUUUGAUGAUCAAUGGGUUGACCAAGUUCGGCGUGGUUUCAAGGCUUGCAGUGUCUUCCUCUGGUAUCCUAUCUAUUGGUUGACUUAUAACCAGCUGAAUUCAAACCUGACAUCGCAAGCAGCCACUAUGACCACCAAUGGUAUACCGAAUGAUGUUCUGUCGAACUUGGAUCCGUUUGCUCUCAUCAUAUUCAUUCCGAUCUGCGAUAUAUUGAUUUAUCCUGCCUUGCGACGUGGAAGAGUCAAUUUUAGUGCAUUGAAGAAAAUUUGUGCAGGAUUUGCGACAGGAAAUUUAGGUGCUGCUGCGAUGAUUUGGUCGGCUGUUGAUGAAGUCGUUCAGCAUUACAUCUAUAAGACCAAUCCAUGUGGCUAUUCUGCCGCAACGUGCGAAACUAGAGAUGGAUCCCCUCUACUUUCUCCGUUGAAUGUCUGGAUUCAGACUGGCUCGUACGUCCUCAUUGCAUUCAGUGAGAUUUUAGCGUCUAUCACGGGUUUAGAGUAUGCGUUCACGAAGGCUCCCACUAAUAUGCGGUCUUUGGUAAUGUCAGUCUACACGUUCACGAAUGCAUUUGCUGCCGCCAUAGCAGAAGCAUUUGUAUCCCUGUCCGCCGACCCAUUAUUGGUUUGGAACUACGGCGUCAUGGCUACAAUCGCGGGCAUAGCGGGCAUAUUCUUCUGGUUUGCCGUCAGGAAGUUGGAUGCCGAGGAGGACAAGCUAAAUAACAUUCAGGAAGGACACGUUGAACCUUCGAAGCCGGAAGCGUAA
Messenger RNA from Guyanagaster necrorhizus, 1800 nucleotides. Its product is annotated as peptide transporter PTR2A. Lineage: Eukaryota; Fungi; Basidiomycota; Agaricomycetes; Agaricales; Physalacriaceae. The coding region runs from base 1 to 1800 and encodes 599 amino acids. The record is from RefSeq and is a predicted model, not a curated record. Gene Ontology annotation, biological process: oligopeptide transport; transmembrane transport. Gene Ontology annotation, molecular function: transmembrane transporter activity. Gene Ontology annotation, cellular component: membrane. The transcript has 16 exons.